Molecule: messenger RNA, 1374 nt
Organism: Dicentrarchus labrax (European seabass)
Lineage: Eukaryota; Metazoa; Chordata; Actinopteri; Moronidae
Product: parvalbumin-like EF-hand-containing protein
Exons: 5
Coding region: 30-644 (204 amino acids)
Cellular component (GO): cytoplasm; nucleus
Molecular function (GO): calcium ion binding
Source: RefSeq, a predicted model, not a curated record
UUUAUGUUUCCCCCUCUGCUCCAUCCUGCAUGCUGUUUGCUCAACUAAUUCACUACAAUCUGUACAUGCUAAUGCUAACCUGCAGUCCCUCAAAACCCCCAUUACUGGACUCACAUACUGGCAUGACGUGUCCUCUGAGAUCAGCGCUGACAGACAUUAUUAAGACGGCGACCCAAAAUAUCCGUGACCUACCCCAGCUUGAGUUUAUCCCCGUCCUGACCUCCAGAACCCCGCUGUACAACAUGGAGGGGGACUUUCGGCCGCAGGUGAAGAAGGUGGCGGUGGCCAUGGGUGCUUCGCUCACAGACCAGGACAUCGACCACAUGCCACGGGGGCUGACAACACAUGAGAACUUCAACUACAGCCGGUUUCUGGAGCACAUGAGGCAGUUCAAGACCUCCGAGCAACGAGAGGAGGCCAUCAAGAAGGCCUUCACGAUGCUCGACAGAGACGGCAGCGGCUACAUAGAGUGGAACGAGAUCAAGUACAUUCUGUCGACUGUACCGACUGCAACCCCGUCGGCUCCUCUCUCCGACGAGGAGGCCGAGGCAAUGAUCCAGGCUGUCGACACUGAUGGAGACGGACGCAUCGACUACACAGAGUUCUCAGACAUGGUGAAGAUGGAGAAGAAACCGAGGAAAUAGAGGACACGUGAUCAAUCUGAGUCUCACAGCAGAGUGAAAGACAGGAGGAGAGGAAGUCGGACACACACACACCAGAUCUGCCCUCCCUAAAGAGCGCUCUCCCUCCUCUGUUAUCAUUCGCUAAAAAAAGGGAAAAAAACAGGAUUGGGGAAACGUGGGUUUGUUCAAGUCGUUAAAAACAUGUUUAUGACUUACUGCCUUGUGUCCUAAACUACGGACAGUCUGUCUGCUAGCUUUGGGUCACCUGACAUCUAUCACUGUGGGUGGGACUCCCCAGGAAUGGGUGAUUGUCAUGUGUGAGACUUUACUGGGUAUAUAUGUUGAACUGUUUGCCUGUGGACACAAAUAAAAAAGAGACUAGGUUACAUAAGCUAAUUAAUUGGAUUUGGCACUCUAAUAAACACCACAUUACACAUCUCCAGGAACCUUCCUAGGACUUCCUAAACUAAAGGAUUACUCAUGUUGAUAAAUCUGUUUAUGUUGGUUUUUAAAAUAAAGGUAUAUAUACAGGUCUCCCUUUCUAACUAUUACACUUUUGGAAAACACAAUCCAUAAUUUCUGAUGACUGGAUCACUUAGUUUGAAUAUGUAUUGAUUAGACAGAUAUAUAGAACAGAUAUAUUCCUCGAUGUGCAGUGUCUUGGGUUUCUUUUUGUUCCCUCCAUCACAGACCUACAGUAUGUUGUCAGUGGUGUUAAUACAAUAAAGGUUUAUUGGGUUUUUUGAAAACA